This is a messenger RNA of Xylaria bambusicola, 2312 nucleotides long. RefSeq lists its product as uncharacterized. Gene Ontology annotation, biological process: mitochondrial seryl-tRNA aminoacylation. Bases 274 to 1941 code for a protein of 555 amino acids. The transcript has a single exon. Gene Ontology annotation, molecular function: tRNA binding; serine-tRNA ligase activity; ATP binding. The record is from RefSeq and is a predicted model, not a curated record. NCBI's taxonomy places the organism in Eukaryota, Fungi, Ascomycota, Sordariomycetes, Xylariales, Xylariaceae. Gene Ontology annotation, cellular component: mitochondrion.
CCAAUAGUAACAUGCCACUGGUAAAUAGAAAGUAAAUCGGCAACUACUCUCUUGUUCUCAUCCUUUGAAUUAAUUUGAACUAAGAACAACAAGGUUCAUCUGGUCGAAAGUAGCGUGUGGGGUCCUCGAAGCAAAGGAGCUCAAGCUACUCCAGAAAAUGCUUGCCCCACAUACGGCAGCUCGAGAUAGCAUCCAUUCUUCAUUUUUCGAUGCAUCGAACUUUUCGGAUCCGAUCACGACGUGCAACGACGACAGCAGCUCUCUAAUGACACCAUGAAAGCUGCGAGAUCAUCUUUCACAUGUCUGCAGUGCCGGCUGGCUCGGCCGAAAGCGACAAGACUGACACCGCUUCCCCGCUCAACCACCCGACUCUACUCCGACCCCAGCUCUACCCCCAGCGACGAAGCUAGUCAGAAACAACUACACCAACGGCCGACCAUAGCGCCACGGGCGAACAUUGAUAUCAAGCACAUCCGCCAGAAUCCCGAGCUGUACGAGAAGAAUUGUCUCGAGCGCAACUACAAGAUCCAAGCCACCUACCCCUCGCGCAUCAAUGCGCUUUUCAACCAAUGGCAAGCCCGCCAGAAAGAUGGCCGUAGCUUGCGCGAGCGCGGCAACGCCCUGCGCCGACAGAUCGCCAACCCGGCCACCAUACAGCACGAGGACGAGGCAGAUAAUGGCGGCGCCGUAGGAUCAAAUCGAGGCGGAUCGCAAGAAUCACAUCUGCUUGGUGAAGGACCUAGGAGAGAUGUGAGGACAAUGACGAAAGACGAGCUCUUGGAGGAGGCCCGCCUCGUCAAACAAGGCCUGUCAGCCAUAGAAGAGGACGAAGCCCGCCUGACAUCCGAGAUGUCAGACCUUGCCCUCGCUAUUCCGAAUCUGACUUCUGAAGGCACGCCGCGGGGCGAGGAGCCAGAAGUACUCAGCUACAUCAACGAGCCUCACCCCUUUCAGUCCGCCUCCCCAUCAUCAGACCGCAUCUGGCACUCACACGUACAUAUCGGCUCCGAGCUCGGCAUCCUCGACUUCGCGGGCGCAGCGACAACGUCCGGAUGGGGAUGGUACUACCUUCUUGACGAAGGCGCCCAGCUAGAGCAGGCCUUAAUCUCCUACGCACUCGCGAGCAUGACGCGGAUACCAGGCUGGCGACAAGUGGCGCCCCCGAGCAUCGUAUACAGCCACAUCGCCGCGGCCUGCGGUUUCCAGCCGCGCGACCAGAACGGGGAGACACAAGUCUACGCACUAGCACAGUCCGCCUCGGACGUAGCCCGCGGCAAGCCGGAGCUCAGCCUCGCCGGCACAGCCGAGAUCCCGCUCGCAGGCAUGCGCGCCGACAGCGUCUUCGAAGCCGCUGAGCUCCCGUCGAAACGCGUAGGCGUAUCCCGCUGCUACCGCGCCGAGGCCGGUGCCCGCGGCGCCGACACGAAAGGCCUGUACCGCGUGCACGAGUUCACAAAAGUCGAGCUCUUCGCCUGGACGGCGCCCACGGAGGCAGCCACGCAAGACGUCUUCGACGAAAUGGUCGACGCGCAGACCGAGAUCCUCGCCUCGCUAGGCCUACACUGCCGCGUGCUCGAAAUGCCCACGGCCGACCUCGGCGCCUCGGCGACGCGCAAGAUCGACAUCGAGGCGUUCUUCCCGUCGCGCGCGGCGCAGGGCCUGAACGACGGCUGGGGCGAGGUCACGAGCGCCAGCGUCUGCACGGACUACCAGACCCGCCGGCUCGCGACGCGGCUGCGCAGCGCAGGUUCGGGAUCCGGGGGCAAAUUGGCGUAUCCGUAUACCGUCAACGGCACCGCGCUGGCGGUCCCCCGCGUUCUCGCCGCGAUUCUCGAGAAUGGCUGGGACGAGGCGCAGAUGGCCGUUACCAUCCCCGAGUGCUUGCGGCCGUGGAUGGACGGCAAGGAGAAGAUCGAGAUGAAGACGCCGAGAUUGAGUUAGAUGGGUUGAAAAGCUUAUGUGCUCUAUUCUAUUCUUGCCGGGCGAUGGAUAGGUACACACACGGAGGAUGAAAAGUGUGAUUCGUGUAAGAGUAUCGUGUGGACGGAGGGAGGAUCAUGCAUAGCUAGGUAGGUUGCCUGGCGAUGGGAUACUAAGGUGGGGGAAGGACGGGAGUAUACUACUCUGCAUUGCCGAAUUGCUUCAGUCAGUCGACGAAGGAGCUAACCUACGAGCUUGUAUUAUAGUCUGUAUCUGUAUAUAAACUACUCUACAUACCUACCUACCUACCUCAUCAAUCAACCAACCAAUCAAUCAAUCAAUAAUCUCAUAAUCACAAAAGCAUCAAGACAUCACAACCACAACUUCAAACC